Molecule: messenger RNA, 486 nt
Organism: Glycine soja
Lineage: Eukaryota; Viridiplantae; Streptophyta; Magnoliopsida; Fabales; Fabaceae
Exons: 1
Coding region: 1-486 (161 amino acids)
Source: RefSeq, a predicted model, not a curated record
AUGGGGAACUACAUUUCUUGCACUCUAUCAACAGCAGGAAGCAGCAAGCACUGGAGAGGCAUAAAGGUGAUAUUCCCAAGUGGGGAGAUUGAGCAGUUGGAAGAAGGAGUUAAAGCAGCAGAACUGAUGCUUGAGAUGCCGAGCUUCUUUGUGGUGGACACUCGGUCUCUACAAAUUGGACGAAGGUUUAGUGCACUGAACGCAGAUGAAGAGCUUGAGUGUGGUAACGUGUAUGUGAUGCUUCCCAUGAAGAGGCUUAACUCUUUGGUCAAAGCAUCUGACAUGGGUGCCUUGUUACUCACUGCCAAAAGGGUAUCUGCAAAAAAAGUGAUUCCUGCAGAGAAAGAACCUGAGUUGAAGUUGGAUUGUGACGACAUUCAAGAGUUUUCUAGCCCCGAGUUCAUGCACAGGUUGUCUAUGAGCAGGUCAAAGAAGCCUUUGCUUGAGACCAUAGCAGAAGAACCUGUGAGCUCAAGAUCAUCAUGA